AAAGUAGGAAAUCUAAAAAAAAUGUAGACACGUAUAAAAGAAAAAAAAACGUGUUUGAAACGACAUGCAUAAGCAAAAUUGUCAUAAUUAUUUAUUAUUUUCAUUAUUCUAUAAAAUAUACCCGGUAUAUAUUCGAGUAUUACACACAAUGUGCAAAGUAAAAAAAUUAGCGGUAAUUGAUUUGUAAGGAUUGGUAAAAUUACGUUGGUCGUGAAAGAGGUUGUAAGAGGUGGUUUACGACGUUUACGUUUCUAGCAGAAAUCAAUUUUCAGUGAAGAUGACUGCACAAGGAUCACCGACCAAAUCGAAGGAAUUACGUUUGCCUAUGUCAAGAGUGAAAACGAUUAUGAAAAGUUCUCCUUACGUUGACACAAUCGGCCAGGAUGGAUUAUAUGUAGUCACGAAAGCUACGGAACUAUUCAUACAUUAUUUAACAGAGGAAGCACAUUUACAAGGGAAUAAAGGCAAUUCUUUAGAUUAUAAAAAUCUAGCAGAGGUGGUACAAACUAACGAUACUUUGGAAUUUCUAAGAGAAAUAAUGCCUAGGAAAAUAACAGUGAAACAAUUUAAAGAAAUGAUGGCAGCCAAAAAUAGGCACAGUAGCUCAGAGAGUAGUACAGAUUCGGACAGUGAUAGUGAUUCAGAAACAGAUUCUUGUACAGACAGCGAUGAUAGAAAACCAGAGGAAGGGAGCUCGUCAAAUAGUGAUGAAGAAAGUGAAACAAAGGAGAAUGGUAAAUGUGACUUGGUCAGUGGAAAGAGUGAGAACGAGAAUGAAACUAAAAGAUAAGGAAGUGGACAUGGAGUUUCAUUUACAUUACCAUAAAUAGGUUUAGAUUAUAUAAGGAAAUUGCUUAUACUUCAUUGAAAAAAUGUGGUUGUAGAUAAAUGUUUGGUGUUUAUCAGUAUUUAAUACCAUAGAUGGAGUAAGAACAAUAAUUAUAGGAAUUGAGCAUUAUUUUUAUAUGUAUUCAAUAAGAAAGAUUAUCACAUACUAUGUAGGUACAUUACAGAAACAUUGUAAGCAUUUGUACAAAGGAA
Hylaeus anthracinus is the source of this 1041-nucleotide messenger RNA. It is a transcript of the gene Chrac-16, whose product is annotated as chromatin accessibility complex protein 1-like. The coding region runs from base 278 to 790 and encodes 170 amino acids. Gene Ontology annotation, molecular function: protein heterodimerization activity. NCBI's taxonomy places the organism in Eukaryota, Metazoa, Arthropoda, Insecta, Hymenoptera, Colletidae. Gene Ontology annotation, cellular component: CHRAC; nucleus. The record is from RefSeq and is a predicted model, not a curated record. The transcript is spliced from 2 exons.